GAAUCAUGGACUGGAAUUCUAGAGUUGAAUUAGUAUUCUUAUACGGUACUAUAUCCCACUUGAUUAACAUAUACUAAGGUUUGGCACUGAUGUAUUACCUCCGUAGGGAAAUACGAGAAGCGUACCUUUCUAGAAUGGCCACGCCGGUACUGGUGGACAGAUGUCUUCUAUGGAUAUCUACCGGAUAUUGCUGUCAUUCCUCACUAUCUACAGUGAUAUUAUUGUGGAUGGUUGCCUCCCCCGCUCGAGAGUCAGCACUACCUACCCAUAAAAGAAACGCGGUUAAAGAGGGAAGUAAUUGUGUAAUUUGAUAAUCUAGAUGGGCUCCCUAACCCUAAUAUCGCCCUCAACUGGGCCGAGACUAGCCGUCCCAGACAUUACCCCGUUGGC
Molecule: messenger RNA, 390 nt
Organism: Aspergillus ochraceoroseus IBT 24754
Lineage: Eukaryota; Fungi; Ascomycota; Eurotiomycetes; Eurotiales; Aspergillaceae
Exons: 1
Source: RefSeq, a predicted model, not a curated record